CUAUUGUCUUGGCAAGUUUAUACACUGUGUAUUAGUAAUACUGCAGUACGGAGCACGAGUACGAAUGUGCCUUCACCUGGGAAACCCAGGUCGAGAGUCGAAGAGCAAGUCCCGACUACAAGGGCGUGCGUUCAUUGGCCACAAUCCUGGCUCAAUGGUUGAAACUCGAAUGGUGAAGGACACAGAAGGGCGGCUUACGGUCCCGAAGGCAAGCAUACUAAGCACCAAUUCGGUACUCACAACUUGCUGGCGAAAUCUUAGUGUAGCGUUUUGCAGGUGUUCCAGGUUAGGUCCGUUCCAGGGCUGAGAUUAACUUAGGUUAUGGAACCAUGAGCGAACCUAGGACACCUGCAAUUGCGACGGCAUGUGUUCGGUGACCAGUCAAUCUCUGCGCUACCUGGUGCCUGCUUCGCUUUCCAUGUUGCGACCACCGUAGAGUUGAUUUUGAUGCCACAUUGAAUCCUCGGAACCGCUGCCCGAAGAUGGAACCAAGAGAAAACACAGUGCACACCGACCACGCGUAACAGUCCUGACGGGAUAUGGAGGUUGUUCAUGCUUUAGGUUCCCGGGCCGUUGGUACCUCCAGUAGGAAAGCCCUACGAUGCGUGCGGGAAGGCGACU
This is a messenger RNA of Lasiosphaeria miniovina, 621 nucleotides long. RefSeq lists its product as uncharacterized. Bases 65 to 307 code for a protein of 80 amino acids. Lineage: Eukaryota; Fungi; Ascomycota; Sordariomycetes; Sordariales; Lasiosphaeriaceae. The record is from RefSeq and is a predicted model, not a curated record. The transcript has a single exon.